This is a messenger RNA of Eublepharis macularius, 1013 nucleotides long. It is a transcript of the gene SLC51B, whose product is annotated as solute carrier family 51 subunit beta. Gene Ontology annotation, molecular function: protein heterodimerization activity; transmembrane transporter activity. The transcript has 4 exons. The coding region runs from base 298 to 768 and encodes 156 amino acids. Lineage: Eukaryota; Metazoa; Chordata; Lepidosauria; Squamata; Eublepharidae. Gene Ontology annotation, biological process: bile acid and bile salt transport. The record is from RefSeq and is a predicted model, not a curated record. Gene Ontology annotation, cellular component: plasma membrane.
GAGAUUUGAAUAGCUGUAGGUGUGGAGGUUCAGGGACUUUGUGAACGCGUUUAUGCUACACACUAACAGGGGAAUGAAUGCCAGGGCAUCUGAGCAGCCGCAAAUAUUACAACUCGGGGAAUGAACUCUCAGGACUGACCAGCAAAUCAACCAGAUGCACCAAAUAGCUCCGAGUGAGACUUUCUUUGGACAGCUGUGUUAAUAUAAAACGAUCUUCCCUUCCUCUGAACACAAACUGCAGAUUUUCUCCUGAAACUCAAGACAGACACUGUCUUUGCGGUCCCUGCCAGGCCAGCCAUGGAUGCAGACCGACACAGGCUUUCUUCUGUAGCCCUCAGUUCACAGCCUCAGGAUAUCUCAGAGGGAAGCAUCAACACCGAAAUGGAUUUGAUGAGUCCAGAGAAGCUUCAGGAGUUGAUCUGGUUUUUCCGUACAGAAGAUCCUUCUGCAUGGAAUUACUGCAUUCUAGCCCUUUCGGCGGCGGUUCUGUUUUUAGGCAUUAUACUGUUGAUGAUCAAUGUCACAGCAAACAGGAAUCGGAAGGCCACUGUCUUGUACAGCGAAGGAUACGAAGCUGCCCAACCUGACGAGACAGAAAUGAAGCAAGCGUUUGUGUCUCUGAAGGAAGACGGCCACUCAGAAACUGCUGCAGACGAUUUGCUUCCCAAAGUCCAAAACGUGGGAGAGGUGAUGAUCCAAUGGAAGGAUGGGAACGUUACACCUCUAUAUCCAGGCCUGACUGAAGAGGAUAUAAAACCACAAAUGUGAUUUGCUCUCAAACAGUGACGCCCACUCAGGCACCCAGAAAGCUGCCUACGUUUUUGACAAGGUCACCAAGCAAAAGUCAUAUCCAGGAACUAAAGCGGGAAAGGGAAAGGUUGGGAUUUUGGUUCUGAGUUGCAUGGGGGGGGGGGGGGAGAGGCUUGGCAAAUGGGUCAUCCUCAUGUUACAUGUGCUACCGGGCACUGAAUUCAUUCUUCACGUUCAAACAUUGUGUACAUUGAUCAUUUCAA